Plasmodium fragile is the source of this 1305-nucleotide messenger RNA. RefSeq lists its product as uncharacterized. The record is from RefSeq and is a predicted model, not a curated record. The transcript is spliced from 3 exons. Bases 1 to 1305 code for a protein of 434 amino acids. NCBI's taxonomy places the organism in Eukaryota, Apicomplexa, Aconoidasida, Haemosporida, Plasmodiidae.
AUGGAGUGCACACCAAAUGAAGAAAAGGGGACAGACUACUUCAGCAUCAUAACGAAUUUAUUCAAUUACUUUUCACUGGGCAUCGAUGAUAAGGUAACUGCCCAGGCGCACUCGCCAGGCGUGCAAAAGUCUAGCACAGGAGCAAACCCUCACCAACGAAACAGUAUACAACAAAUAGUUUACAAUUUGAAGUUGAAGAGGACAUCCGACUUGAAGAUUUCCACUCGGUUUGGCUUGGACCCUCCGGUGACGCACAACAGAAAGGGAUUUGAGAAAGAACGCCAAGAACAAGACAAGGUUUCGAAUAACGUGCACGCCACAAAGUGCGAGGAGGGGGAAAACAGAAGAAACAGUUCGACGGAAAAUUGUCUGAACGGGUCAGGUGAAAGAAGGAAGAAAAAAAAAAAAAAAAAAAAUUCAAAAAAUAGGGACAAUCAGUACACUUCCAGUUUUGAUCUUUCUGGGGGGGAGUUUUUUCAGCUGAAGGAACAGAGUGCAAACGAAGACGACCACGAGUCCAAGGUGGACAAACAUAAAGAGAAGCGGAAGAAAAAGUCGAAGAAGCAGAAAAGCAAAAGGGAGAAGGAAAAAAAAAAGACAAAGGAGAAGACCGCCGAACCUUGCGAUGCCGCAGACAACGUUGAUGACUCUGAAUUGGAGUGGGGGAGGGAGGGCACAAAACGCAACGGAGGAUGUGACAAAACGCGGGAGGAUGAUGAAGCCCACAGGGAAGAGGAAACAGUUAACUUCGCAGACAACGAAAAGGGAGGUGUGUGUGUGCAGGAAGAAACCACGAAAAAGAAGAAAAUGAGGAGCGUGAAAAAGACGAAGAAGAAAAAAACAAGACGGGAAGAGAAGAACGUAAACGAAACGAGCUCCACUGAAAAUGACUUCGCUGAAAAUGGAUCGGCCCCAAUGAAACCCGCGAGGCUUACGAGCGAACUGAAGAAUACAUCCAACACAAAAAAUAGAAAACACAACAACACCACAUUAAGUAGCAGCUUUGUUCAACCUCCUUGGAGCAGCACUUCGGAUGAGGCAAACCUCCUACACGUCGUUGACGAGGCCGACUCACAGAUAACAGAUUUCAAAAAAGCCCAGGAUGAGCUAGCCAUUAAUUACAUUUCAGACAGCAAGAAGAGUUAUAUAAGCAUACGGAGCAGUAAUAGACAUAAGAAUAAUGUGAUACAAUUACCCAAAUUGAAUUUAUCAACGCGGGGGGAUCGGUCUUCAUCGGGUGAGGAGAAUGAGACGACGGAUGGAGGGGGGGACGACCUCACGCCAGUAGCGCAAAUGGGUCAGUGA